Molecule: messenger RNA, 1181 nt
Organism: Mixia osmundae IAM 14324
Lineage: Eukaryota; Fungi; Basidiomycota; Mixiomycetes; Mixiales; Mixiaceae
Exons: 6
Coding region: 1-741 (246 amino acids)
Biological process (GO): mRNA export from nucleus
Cellular component (GO): nucleus
Molecular function (GO): mRNA binding
Source: RefSeq, a predicted model, not a curated record
AUGGCUUCCCUACUCGAUCGUGCACUGACCGAUACGCGCAAGCCCGAACGUGCUCGAGUCGACUCGCGAGGCAGCAGAAGAACAUCGGGUCCUUACGACAGACCCAUCCAGCGGGAUGGUGAUAACUGGAAGCAUGAUCGAUUUGAUCAGCCCCGCUUCAAUCGAGAUAGAGAAGCGGCAUCUGAUGGGGCGACAAGUUCACGGCUGAGGAUUGACAACUUGCAUUAUGAAGUCAGCGAGAGAGAGCUAGAGGCAUUGUUCACUCAGAUCGGUCCUUUGGCAACGCCGCCGAGCAUAGGAUUUGAUCGCUCUGGACGAUCACUCGGCUGGGCAAGAGUAGCUUACGAGAGCGAAGAUGAUGCUGCGACAGCCAUCAAGCAGUUCAAUGGCGCUCGAGCAAAAGGUGACAUCAUCAGAGUCUCGUAUGACUUCAGUGUACCCCGUACCAAAGCCGGACCGGCGCUCAGCAAUCGUGUCGAAGGAUACGACGAGAUUCGCAAGAGCUUGAACGGCAGUGACCGCCCUGCGCCAGCUGCACAGAGAAGCGAAAGAGGUCAACGGGACAGUGACAGAGGGCCCAGAGGAAGAGGCAGAGGCGGUCGAGGUGGGGCCAGAGGGGGCAGGGGAGGAAGACGCCCGCCUGCCACUCAAGAUGAUCUCGACAAGGAACUCGAGAGCUUCAUGAACGAAAAGUCCAGUGGCGCGCCCGCUGCAGAUAUGGAUGUCGAUAUGAAUGCUUGACUGCAUUGCAACUCUCUGUAAGAUCAUCAUCAUCUGCUCCCGAGGGGUGGCAGGAUCUGGUGGCCGUUGAAUUUGAGCACACUGCAAAUCAGGUCAGCGACGAUAUUACACGCACGUGGUAGAUGCCUCACUAUAACGAAGUCUGCAAAGGCAACAAUCAGCCUCGAAUACAGACAGGAUUCAAGGAAAGACAUACAUCUCUGACAUCGAUAUCCUGUCCUUCGAGAUGGAUGGCGAUAACGUUCUCUUGGGCAAGUCUCUUUUGGACGUCUCGCACCAUCAGACCCAGAGCAAAAGGCCUGCCAUCGAUCGUCUUGCUCUCGAUAAACCACGUACUGUCAGUAGCCCCACCAGAAGCCGGUUUCGAUUCGAGCAACAUGGCUUUGCCGCGUCCCUCAUCGACGUCGCCCAUCCACAGUGCCCCGUCGUCUGGCGAGGUU